Molecule: messenger RNA, 2290 nt
Organism: Ectocarpus siliculosus
Lineage: Eukaryota; Phaeophyceae; Ectocarpales; Ectocarpaceae
Source: the annotation of a GenBank genome assembly
AUGAAAUCAGCGUUAAUUCGGCUGGGCGUCAUCGCCCUCCUCGGAGGGAAGUGUGAUGCGAUGGGUGGUGGCACGGAGGAGCUCGACGUUGAAAACCCUGGCGCCGUCGUGCUCGGAGAGACGUUCGUCCUCGCAUGGGAGUCGGUCGGGCAGAACUACUUCGAUGUCGAGCUCUUCACCGACAGCUCCGAUUGUGGUGGCAGCGCGGAGCCUGUGGACCUGUGCGGCAAGCCGGCAGGAUGCGGCGACUCGAAGGGAGAUCUCAACGUAGUCAUUCCGACAUCCGCCGGGUCUGGUGAACACUCUAUUCUGCUGAGCCUUCACGAUUACCCGGACGUGAAGGGCUGCACGGGGCCGUUCAUCGCCAGCGAGGAAGAGCUCGCGGGUCCAGAGGGCGCGUACCUGGACGUGUUCGCCCUCGACGUCGAGGAUGCGGUCAUCACCGGCACAGAGGUCACCGUCGAGUGGGACUACAGCGACGGCGAGGGCAGCACCCAGGGACGUUUCGACAUCGAACUCUACUCUGGUGCGGGUUGCUCUGGUUCGAGGGUGGCCGACAUCUGCGGGAAGACCAACUCCCAGGGCGACCUGAUCGGGUGCCCCGACACCGCCGGCGACUACGACGUCGUCAUCCCCACCGACAUCAUGUCUGGCGAAUACUCCAUCAAGGUUGGGGUGUUCGGCGCCACCAGCCCCUCGGGCUGCAGCCCCGUCUUUUCGGUCGUGGCCACCAACUCCGGGGUAAUCGACACCGGCGCGGUCGGCACCGACACCGUCGUUCCCUCGCCGUGGGACGGUUACGCCUUCCCGAAGCCCGCCUGUGACCCCACCAUCCCCGUAACGGUCCGUUACGCCGCGUCGACUCAGAGGGUGUACUUCGAGCACACCGACGGCACGACCGGUGGCUGUGCUACCCUCUCGGACGUGCUCGCGGAGCGGGUGGAGAAGAACGGCACUGUCAAGAUCAUGAACGCCAGUCAGGUUACGGGGCACUGGCUGAUCGAGGCCGACCUCUACGUCACCAACGGGGUAACUCUGCAGCUCCACGGCAGCGCCUCCGGCGGCGACUGCGACGCCCUGAGGAUCAAGUCCACGGACACGGAGUUCUUCAACCUUCGCGGGCACGGCGGUAGCCUGGACUUCCUCGACACGAACAUCACGUCCUGGGACACCGACCUGGCCGUCCCGAACGUGCGCGCGAGCGGCGACUACAACAGCGUCGACGACGACGCGGACCCUCGCUCGUACAUCAGGUGCGAGGGUUCUGCACGGACAAGAGCAACCCCGAGAUCUUCGACGAGGUACGGCCACCUCGGGGGGCUGUGGAACGGAAACCUCAUGCACGACAACGAAUGGUACGGCUUUGACCCCCACGACGACAGCGACUACCUCACCAUCCACAACAACCUGGUCUGGAACAACGGCAAGCACGGAAUCAUCGCCUCGAAGAGGUGCAACCACGUGAGCAUCCAGAACAACGAGGUCUGGAACGGCGGCUCCACCGCGGCGGGUAUCUUCCUCCACCGUAGCUCGGACUCGGCUAUAGUGACCGGGAACCACAUCCACGACAUGCAGGACUCCGGUCUCGCCACCCUGGAGUCUUUCGACAUCCUCUUCUCCAACAACCUCAUCGAGCGCUGCAAGUACGGCGUGCGCCUGUCCCUUGGCGCCGGCAACAACGUCGUCUACGGCAACACCUUCUCGGACCUCUCCAGCUACGGGUUCUUCACGUACAUCGGGAGCAACGAGCCGGACGUCCCGCCCUACACCGGGUACCGGCCUUUCGGCACCAGCGUCCAGAACAACGUCUUCAGCACGUGGCACAUGGGCAAGCUGAAGGAGGCCGACACCACCACCAUUACCGGAAACAUCUUCGAGAACGCGCUGGUGUUCGAGGUCGACAACUCGCAGGACACGACCAUGACCGGGAACACCUACCCGGACACUGUGGAAAUCUCCGUCAAGAACGACGCUUGCUUCGUGUCCGGGUCGGACCUCGGAGAUGAGCUCGGCACCCCAUGCUAAUAGAAACAAAAAAACGCCGUUCGUUCGUCUGGUGACGGUCGAACGUCGUGGCUUUGCCGUGUAAAGGGGGUGGGUAUCUAUCUCUUGGUGUCUUUCCUCUAAGCUUGUAGGUCCCUGUAUAGCUAGUUGAUCCUCGAGCCGCGGGGGCCGUCCUCAACGGCUGGCUUUUAUUGAAUUAUUACCUUGGACUAUUGUGGAGUUUUGUGUUGUUGGCGGGUGUGUGUGAAGAGCGGUAUAUAAGCCUCUUGUGGGAUAUUGAUCCACU